Laccaria bicolor S238N-H82 is the source of this 573-nucleotide messenger RNA. RefSeq lists its product as uncharacterized. The record is from RefSeq and is a predicted model, not a curated record. The transcript has 4 exons. Lineage: Eukaryota; Fungi; Basidiomycota; Agaricomycetes; Agaricales; Hydnangiaceae. The coding region runs from base 1 to 573 and encodes 190 amino acids.
AUGGGCAAAUUGAGCUGCGGAGAGAAGGAUGUCGUUUUGAGUAAAGAUGUCGUCGUCGAGUCCAAGGCAAAGUGGUAUGGCUUUGUUAGAAGUGGGAAAACGGCAGCAAAGGGAAUGGAACGAACCUUUGACUCUUUCGGCAUCUCCUCCCUUCGAAAUCCGCUACACGUCGUUUUCUGCCUCAUGGGCACUUGUCUCCAGUGGGAUCCCCAGCCCAACGGCAGGUUUGAGUUGCCGUCCGAACACCGUUUGUUGCUCGUCGAAGUUGUCCUAGUAGUGAUUGAGCCCUUCCAUAUUUCGACAAUUACAGCGCAGGUCGGGUGGGUCAUGGGUUCUAGCCUUCUAGGGGGGUUCGUCAAAGACGGAGGAGGGACUGAAAUGCAGAGGGAACCGUUGGCGUGCUGGUAUUUACCAUCCCAACUGAUGAACAACUUGAACCAGGUUAAGUACUCGUCAUCGAUAUGUACCAAGCCCAAGCACUCACCCAAACAGAGCCAAGACGCAAUCACCUCCCCUCCGUCUUCUCUCCGAGUCCGCGAAUGUCUUGCAGAGUUUUUCUGGACAGGCGCCUGA